Molecule: messenger RNA, 2956 nt
Organism: Onthophagus taurus
Lineage: Eukaryota; Metazoa; Arthropoda; Insecta; Coleoptera; Scarabaeidae
Product: neuropeptide SIFamide receptor
Biological process (GO): cellular response to hormone stimulus; G protein-coupled receptor signaling pathway
Cellular component (GO): plasma membrane
Molecular function (GO): neuropeptide Y receptor activity; peptide binding
Source: RefSeq, a predicted model, not a curated record
AGUGCAAUAAAUAAAACGAUUUAAACCUUGUUAUUAAUUAAAUGUUUAUACCAAAAGAUUUCUGUUGAGAGUUUUUUGUUGUACUUAAAAGCUUCCUUUUAUCCUUGGAUUCCCCGCAAAAUAAAAAGGUAAAAAAUGGAGCCUCCAUUGUUCUUAUUUACUUUAUAAUUCGGUACUUUCCGGUAGGUCAGGGCAAUUUACUGGUAGGAAACCGCUUAAAGAAGUCACGGUCAGAGGAAAAGGGACCUCAAAAAACGAGUAUUUACUUAAAAACAACAAUCUGAAUGUUUUAUAUUCAUUUAGGUCAAGAAUAACAAAGAAUUUUGUUUAUAAAAUUGAGUGGAAUGAACCUAAAACAUUUUACGACAUUUUACAGUAGUGCUAAUAAAAAAUUUAUGAACCAUUUAAAAACGUAAUCGUUAUUACAACCCCUAAAACGUGAAAUUAAGAAGCUGAAGAAUUCCAAAUCAAUAAAUAAUCGAUGAUUUCCAUUUUAACACGAACUAUGCAAAAUUAUUACAAUUUCCCCUUCGGUUAUUAUUACCAUCACCGGAUGUUGACACUAAAGUGAAUAUCAAUUAUACGCGUUUCGAAUACAACCCCGAAAUACCAUUUGCAUAACACCCCAACUUGGAAUUUCAAAUUCCUAAUCAACAUAGACACAAUUGUUAACAUCAUUUUCCUCACGUCACUUCAUCUUCAUUUUAAAAUCAACUUUAAAAUUGAAAUCGAUUUUAAAUAAGUAUUAAAUUCAAAUAAACAUUUUUUUGAAGUUUCACUCUGAAUCCUUCAAGAGUUGGAAGCUCUUCGGAUGAGGGUUUUAUGGGGGGCGCAGGCCCGGACUUCUUCGUCGCACGCAACCCUCCCCCGGAAAAGAGACCCCAUACGCCAAACUACUCCACUCUACGUCCGAUCGUUUUCACAACCGGACGUUUCGAAAACAAACUAGGAUAAUUAUGAAAAUUGGAAAAUAGAUUUAUUAAAAUAAAUUAAUUUAAAUAAAAUGGAUUAAAUAAAAUGGGUACAUUUAAAUCAGAAGAUUCGAACCAGCUCGAUUUAUCCUCUUUAUACCUCGAACAAGACACUUUUAAUAAUAAUAAUAAUAACGAAAUUCGAACAGAAAAUUUAUUAUCCACCCAAGAUUACAAGAUGUUGGCUGUUGAAUUUCACGGAAACGUUCUGGAAGCGAUGGUUGCUUACACGGAAAGUAGCAGUGAGGUGAUACAAAAAGCUGGAAUUUUUGAAAUUGGAAUUAAAGCGAAAGGAGCAACGACGUUGGUGAUGAACUCGUCUUCGUCAACAGCGGUAAAUGCAACCGUUGAAAGCGUUUUCGUGCCGGAACUAUUUUACAGACACUCGAUGGCGAUGACCGUUGUUUAUUGUGUCGCGUAUCUUUUAGUUUUCGCGGUCGGUUUGGUUGGAAAUUUCUUUGUAAUAGCCGUCGUGUUUCGAUCACCAAGAAUGAGAACGGUUACUAACUUUUUUAUCGUUAACUUGGCUGUAGCGGAUAUUUUGGUUAUCGUCUUCUGUUUACCAGCAACAUUGAUGUCCAACAUUUUUGUCCCUUGGGUUUUGGGUUGGUGGAUGUGUAAAACCGUUCCUUACAUACAGGGUGUUUCUGUAGCCGCCUCUGUAUACAGUUUGAUAGCUGUUUCUUUAGACAGAUUUUUAGCUAUUUGGUGGCCGUUGAAAUGUCAAAUAACGAAACGUCGAGCUCGUUUGAUGAUAAUGUUUAUUUGGUUCAUCGCAUUAACAACUACGAUCCCUUGGGCCAUCUUUUUCGAUUUGGUGGUGAUUUUCAGCGAUGCACCCGAUGUCCAACUCUGUAUCGAAGUGUGGCCGAACCCCCGGAACGGGGCCAUGUACUUUUUGAUCGCAAACAUGGUUUUUUGUUACAUCCUGCCGAUGAUUUUAAUCACCAUGUGCUACGUGCUCAUUUGGAUUAAGGUUUGGAAACGUAACAUUCCAACGGAUACCAAAGAUGCUCAAAUGGAACGUAUGCAACAAAAAUCGAAAGUAAAAGUGGUAAAAAUGUUAGUAGCCGUCGUAAUUUUAUUCGUUUUGUCCUGGUUGCCGCUCUACGUGAUUUUUGCCCGUAUAAAAUUGGGUGGCGAAAUCGAAUCGUGGGAAGAGGAAAUUCUCCCGAUCGCAACGCCGAUAGCACAAUGGUUAGGGGCUUCAAAUUCUUGCAUCAAUCCGAUUCUGUACGCUUUUUUCAAUAAAAAAUUCCGUCGAGGUUUCUUGGGCAUCAUUAAGUCGAGAAAAUGUUGCGGUCGUUUACGUUAUUAUGAAACGGUCGCGUUAAUGUCAUCGUCGACUUCUAUGCGAAAAUCUUCGCAUUUUUACAAUAAUAAUUCUAGUAAAAAAUUGCAACCUCAGAAUCAAGAGAACGCCGUUGCUUAUAUUUAUAAUAAUACCGGGGUUUAGAGAGUUUGGAAACAAAUUAUUGGUGUUAAAAUAAUAAUCGAAGUGGAUCAAAGAAAUAUUACACAAAAAAAAUAAAUAAGUUGGUUUUUUGGAAGGAUUUGUGGUUUGAUGGAUUUUAAAGCGUCGAGGUUUUAAGAAAAGGAUAUUGUUGAUGAAAAUGAUCCAAAACGUGUCUUAAAAAAAUGAUAUUAAUAUUUAACGAAGGCAGAAAAAGGAAAAUAAUUAGAAUAAUUAUAAAAGACGGUAAAGUGUCUUUUUAAACUGUACGCUUAUUAAUAGAUUUAUAUUAAGCUUAAUUUAUUAUUUUCUUUAAAGCUUUAAUAAAGCACAUUUUUUAGAUUAAUCACUUAAUUCGUAUAAAAGAAAUAAUCUAAAAUGUAUAUAGGUAUGUUCUCAUAUUUCGGGACACCUAUAUUAAUAAAUUAAAAAAAUUAAAUAAAAAGAAAACUGUUAGAUUGUACUGCCCGAUUUAGAACAAUACAGAAAAAUAAUUUUAACUUCUCACAAAUAAAUAAAAGAAAUUAUUGAA